Messenger RNA from Drepanopeziza brunnea f. sp. 'multigermtubi' MB_m1, 2706 nucleotides. RefSeq lists its product as uncharacterized. NCBI's taxonomy places the organism in Eukaryota, Fungi, Ascomycota, Leotiomycetes, Helotiales, Drepanopezizaceae. The record is from RefSeq and is a predicted model, not a curated record. Gene Ontology annotation, biological process: intracellular signal transduction; peptidyl-serine phosphorylation. Gene Ontology annotation, molecular function: ATP binding; protein serine/threonine kinase activity.
AUGAACAACCACCAUCUUCACUCUCCGGGUGGUCUACGAAUUGCGAACCCCGAUGAUGCGUCCCCGGGAACAUCUCCAGACUUCCCCACAUACUCCUCCCUGAGUCUAACACCUGCCUUGCUCGAACCCUCACGAACUACCGACGACGAGGUACCGAAUCCGUCCACGAUAUCGCGAGAAGUACGGUCAUCAACAGACCCACAGUCUCAGUCUCUGUUUCAGUCUCGGAGACGCUCUCUUUUCAACAUCUUCCGCCGUGGAGAUUCCUCCGGUGAUACCUCCCCGCCAUCACGACGUCCGGCCCAGAUUCUCGAGCCACAGCCCAGCAUCUCAAGGUCGGAGUCUAGCAGCAACGAGUCUUUCAAACCCAGGAAGGACAACCUGGCACGAGCGGCAGCGGUCAAGGCACACCGCCAGAGCAUGCCCUUGAGCCAUCAAGCACAACAACAAGCACAGUUCCAUACAUACCAGCCAAGCGUAAUGCAGAGCGGUAGCAGAAAUUACCCGCCUGCAGGAUCUUUGAGGCCUGUCUCCGGAAUCUACUCAGCGCACCCACCGCCGAAUGCGAUACCCACCCGUGAUCCCGGCUCUUACAGGAUACGGAAUGAGUCUCUCAAGUCCUCGAUCUCGGAAACGGGGACAAGAAGCGAUUCGCGAUCAGUACACAUGCCCUCAGGUGUGCCCUCGAGGGAGCUGAGCCAUCGGGACCGAUCCUACAGCCAGAAGAGCCCCCUACCAGCUGGAAAUGUGCCGGCACCACCAAGACGCAGCUCGAGGGGGAUGGGUGGAGGUCAUACCGAUGGUACCCCUAGCGCAUCGAGUUCCCCUGCGCCCAGAUACGACCUCGAGGGAAACCUGGUGCCCAGCAGCGAGGAGUGGAAGGAUAAAGGAGCAGCUGUUGGCGUAAGAGAGGAGCUCGAUGAAAGCGGGAAACUCGUUUUGAGGCAAGUCAAGAAGGGGGUCAGGGAUUUUGUGUUUGGCCGAACCCUGGGAGAAGGCUCAUACAGCACGGUCAUGUUGGCUACGGAUCGGCAAACCUUGAAGGAAUAUGCAGUCAAGAUUUUGGACAAGAAGCACAUCAUCAAGGAGAAGAAGAUCAAAUAUGUGAAUAUCGAAAAGGACACGCUUAAUCGAUUGAUAGAACAUCCAGGGAUCGUUCGGUUAUACUACACAUUCCAGGACGGCUCAUCUCUAUACUACGUUCUGGAUGUAGCGAGUGGCGGUGAGCUGCUCGGGGUUUUGAAGAAGAUUGGGUCGUUCGACGUGGAGUGCACGAGGUUCUACGGAGCUCAAAUACUGGAUGCCAUUGAGCAUAUGCACAACCGAGGGGUCAUUCAUCGGGAUCUCAAACCGGAGAACGUUCUGAUGGAUGACCAGAUGCACAUCAAAAUCACCGACUUCGGGACAGCCAAGCUGCUACCGGACCCGAGGAUACCCAAGGAUCCCACGACAUCAUACGAAACGACGGGCGAAGAAGAGGAGUCCAACCGGGCUCGAUCUUUCGUUGGGACUGCCGAGUACGUCAGCCCUGAACUCUUGACAGACAAGAAUGCAUGCAAAGCUAGUGAUCUGUGGGCGUUUGGUUGCAUCAUUUACCAGCUCCUGACAGGACGCCCCCCUUUCAAGGCUGGUAAUGAGUACCAGACCUUCCAGAAGAUUGUGGGUUUGGAGUACGAGUUUCCACCUGGCUUCCCGCCCGCUGCUAGGGACUUGGUGGAGCGUCUGUUGGUUCUCGACCCCCAACGACGAUUGUCCAUUGAACACAUCAAGAACCACGAAUUCUUUGACGGAAUGCAAUGGGGCCGCCAACUCUGGAGACAGAAAGCACCAAGGCUAAAGCCUUAUAUCCCCGCCACUCAGGAGGCCCCUCUCAUAAAGCUUGGUAGUCACUCAAACGCCCCACAGCCGAUUUCGACCUCUCGAGGCCCAGCGGGCCCCGGCUCUUCUAGUGGCAGUUCACGACCACAACCAAGAGUCAUCACCGAACUACCUCCCCCAACCCAACUUGAUAUUGAAUGGUCUCCCGUCUUGACGAGGAACAACGAGCGGAUCUUGAAGCUUGGAAACCUGUUGGUUGUGUCGACGCCUCUACCUCAUAGCCCGAGCUCUCGGAAUGGGGACCACGAUGGCCAUGAGAAGAGUAAGCUGUCGAGAUUCUUUGGUGGUAGUAAUACCAAGAAGAGGGCCAGACUCGUGAUGGUCACAUCGAGCGCACGUAUCAUCUUGGCUGCCGCCGGAGGUGAUGAGAAGAAGACCAAGUCAGAAAUCUCGCUUCUGGCUUCGGAGUGCACGUGGAGGACGCAGAUCGAUGCCAAGGGUCAAGAGGUGUGGUGUGUUGACACGCGUGGUACGCAUUACACGUUCGAGGACUCGAAAUCCUCCGUCAGCACCGGUGAUCCAUCCAAAAGUUCGGCUCAAGAAUGGAUCGAGUCCAUCGAACGGGCAAAAGACAUGGCCUUAUCCCAGAGCAUGGUCGGCUCCUACAGCAGCGAAAAUGGCUUCGACAACAUGGGUUCAUCUGUAUCGAGUCCCAGCAGCACCAUACCGGGGGGCUCCAUCUACCCCGAAGGCUUUAGCAUCUCCGACCGCGCAGCGCGGCAUCAUUUGACAAAAAGCCAAGCGAGCUUGAAUGAAGAGCCAACCUCGAAGAAGCACCACCGCUUCAGCAAACGACAGUCCAAGAAUGGCCUCUCCACACCAUUCUAG